GGGUUUAGAACCGGUUGGCAAAGUCAUUCUUAUUCUUUCACAUUGCAACACUCUCUCUCAUCCGCAACUCACUUCUCCUUCUUCCGUCACAACUCGCCGCCGUCCACCGCAGCACCAUCCGUCUUUCCAAUCACCGCCGCCUCCAUCCCUCCCCACCUAACCUAAGUUUCUCUCUUCAUAUACUUAUUCUACCUCUCUUAGCAAUGAGUUUCGGAGCUUGCACAGAACUAUCACAUUUUCUUGCAGUAGCAUCAUUCAAACCUAAUUCUCACAACUGUAAAUGCACCGCCACAAUCAACCACAGUUUUCUCAAUGCAAUCGGAGGUAACAACAGAGCACUUUCAAUGUCCAACUUGAAGAAGAACGAUACCAGAGUUGUUGCUGUUAGAGCUGAAGGUCAAGGUCUGACGUAUAAAGACUCCGGUGUUGACAUUGAUGCUGGUUCUGAGCUUGUUCGAAGAAUUGCAAAGAUGGCUCCCGGGAUUGGUGGCUUCGGUGGUUUAUUCCCCCUUGGUGAUUCAUAUCUCGUUGCUGGUACUGAUGGUGUUGGGACAAAGGUGAUGCUUGCCUUUGAAACUGGCAUUCAUGACACUAUUGGGAUUGAUCUGGUUGCGAUGAGUGUUAACGACAUUGUUACUUCAGGGGCAAAGCCUUUGUUUUUCCUAGAUUACUUUGCUACUGGCCACCUUGAUGUGGAUGUUGCUGAACAGGUUAUAAAAGGAAUUGUUGAUGGUUGUAAGCAAUCUGACUGCGCUCUUCUCGGAGGAGAGACUGCAGAGAUGCCUGGUCUAUACAAAGAAGGUGAAUAUGAUCUUAGUGGUUGUGCAGUUGGGAUUGUAAAGAAAGAUUCCGUUAUCAAUGGAAAAGAUAUUACCGCGGGUGACAUUCUUAUCGGUUUACCAUCAAGUGGAGUUCACUCUAAUGGUUUUUCACUGGUUAGAAGAGUACUUGAGAAAAGUGGUCUUUCAUUGAAAGAUAAACUCCCCGGCGCUAGCACUACAGUUGCAGAAGCUUUAAUGGCUCCAACUAAGAUCUAUGUUAAACAGGUGCUUGACAUAGUCAGCAAAGGAGGGGUAAAGGGAAUUGCUCACAUCACUGGUGGCGGUUUCACAGAUAAUAUUCCUCGAGUUUUUCCAGAAGGUUUUGGUGCUUCUAUAUACAAAGACUCGUGGGAAAUGCCUGCAGUUUUCAAAUGGCUUCAGGAGGCUGGGAAGAUUGAAGAUUCUGAGAUGAUGCGCACUUUUAAUAUGGGCAUUGGGAUGGUCCUUGUAGUCACUCCAGAGGCAGCUAAUAGAAUACUUGAAAACGGAAAUGAUACAGACAAAGCCUACCGCAUAGGUGAAGUUAUCAGCGGAAAUGGUGUGACUUACUGUUAAAUUUAGUUUUAGUUUAAUAACCAUGUUGUACUUUUAAUACUUUCACGGAAAAUUUCAAGUUGAGAUGGAAGAUUUCCAGUUAAUGUUGGUUUAUCCGGGCCUCAACAGUUUUCCGUACAUAAAUGUUAUGAGACCAGCAAGCAACAAUUUUGUGUAUUCGGUGGUAGUUGAGUUAUUAGUGAAAAUUCUUGAAAUGAUGAGAACUGUGAUACCCUCACAUUUUAUAUUGGUACAUUUCCUUCUCAAUUGCAAGUUAUAAA
This is a messenger RNA of Medicago truncatula (barrel medic), 1636 nucleotides long. Its product is annotated as phosphoribosylformylglycinamidine cyclo-ligase, chloroplastic/mitochondrial. The record is from RefSeq and is a predicted model, not a curated record. Gene Ontology annotation, cellular component: cytosol. The transcript has 8 exons. Gene Ontology annotation, molecular function: phosphoribosylamine-glycine ligase activity; phosphoribosylformylglycinamidine cyclo-ligase activity. Gene Ontology annotation, biological process: adenine biosynthetic process; 'de novo' IMP biosynthetic process. The coding region runs from base 204 to 1376 and encodes 390 amino acids. NCBI's taxonomy places the organism in Eukaryota, Viridiplantae, Streptophyta, Magnoliopsida, Fabales, Fabaceae.